GGCACAAAAGAAUGAGAUAUACGAGAUACACACCGAGCGAGAGAUGUUUAUGAACAAAGCCAGAAUGGAGGAUAUGUUUGAAACCGAAUUCGAAUCGUUGUUUUAUUUCUCAAACAGUACUUUUGAGAACGUUAGGAAAUUCCAGAGAGAACCAAAUCUUCACUGGAGCGAAUGCCAAGCGACAGGCUAACUCUUAACCAAAAUAAGAAAGAGUGAGUUUGACUACAAUGGCGCCAUUCAUCUUUCAUCCACAUCGUCCACUGUCUUAUCAGUGUCGUCUACCUCUGCCAGCUUUAUAUAAGCAAACCAAUAUGACUUCUGAGUUGUCAUUAAGCACACCAGAAACCCAUCAAGAUCUACCUCUUAGUCCUUAUCAUCCAACGUCCAUGCUACUGAAGAUCAGACUGCAUCUGUGGCAGAUCAUUCGGAGAGUCAUAAACUGUUGUGCGUGUGUGACCGAGCUUUUCAGCUCCAAUAUGUUUUUCUUCAUUUGUGUGGGAAAAAACAUUACCAUGACAGGCGAAUUAAAGAAGGGUACGGCGGAGGCCAAGGAGAGGCCCGGUUGGGAAUUCACGAGUGGAUCGACGGGAUUGAUCGACUUUGAUGAAGAGAUGAAAGAUACAGAGAUGAAGGUCAUGGAGAUUGAUGAGUUUGCCAAGCCUGCUAAAAUGCUGGAUUUGUCAGUGAUUGAUUCCGAUGAUGAAGAAGAGGAUAAUGCCAGGCUCUCAGAAUGGGAGUCUGAUGAAGAAACUGAUGAUGAUGACUCUAAUGAAGAGGAGGAGGAGGAAGAUUGUGAGGAUAAUGAAGAGCAACCACAUGAUAAUGAUGAUGAUUCUGAAUGGUCAGAUGAUGAAGAUGGUGAUUCUGAAGGAUCAGCUGAAAGCUUUGAGCUUUGGGAAUCCUUUUUUAACGGCAGUGACCCGUACAAUCCUCUGAGCUUCUCCUGUUCUACUGGAUCUAAAACAAACACCACAAACAAGAACCAGCUAACUGCGAGCUCACAAAUCAAACAAGCUAAGUCUACACCAGCAACAAAAGCUGAAGAGCAAUACCCAAAACCAAGCACAAAGGAGGGUGGGAAAAAGGUAUGUUUUAGUGACAAGGUGACUGUACGCCCCCUGGUGGCUUGGAGUUUUGCUAGCAGAGCAGCACGGGAUGGUUCUUGUUGGAUGCAGAUGGCCAGAGACAGAGAGCGAUUCAGAAGAAGAGUGAAGACGACUAUUGAGAGCAUCAUUGAGCCCUGCCUUACACCUGAACACAGAGCGGGCAUUUGGAAGAGACUUCAUAAUACUCCAGCUUGAUUUAUUAUUACUGUAAAAAUGUUGCAGUUGUAGUGUGGUGUAACGUAUCGUGCUUCUAACCUCAACACAGUUUUUUUUGUGUGGGUAAUUUUUACUGUUACAGUAUUGUAGUGCACUUUAUUUUAAAUGGUGUUUGUUAAAGUUCCUUUUAUAUGUUUUGCAUUUGUUUAUAUUGUGUUGUACUAACAUAUUUUAUGUAGAUACUUUCAUAUAAAUUUUUUUUUUUAUAGCA
Paramisgurnus dabryanus is the source of this 1533-nucleotide messenger RNA. It is a transcript of the gene ppp1r15a, whose product is annotated as protein phosphatase 1, regulatory subunit 15A. Gene Ontology annotation, biological process: response to endoplasmic reticulum stress. The record is from RefSeq and is a predicted model, not a curated record. Gene Ontology annotation, cellular component: endoplasmic reticulum; protein phosphatase type 1 complex. Gene Ontology annotation, molecular function: protein phosphatase regulator activity. NCBI's taxonomy places the organism in Eukaryota, Metazoa, Chordata, Actinopteri, Cypriniformes, Cobitidae.